AUGUUAUUCUUGUUUUUUAUACUAUUUCAAUUAUUCUAUUCAAUUCAAUGCCAAUUAACUUGUCAUAAUUGUCCUCGAGAAUCUAAUAUUUUUAAUACGAUUAUAACAGCUGAUACUAUACCAGAAAAUCUAAAAGAUUGUACGAUGAUAAGUGAACAAAUGGAAUGUUCAAUUCAUGUAACAUGGACGCAAAAUCCUAAUCAAACUAUACUAAUGCUUAUGCCAGGUGGUGAAAGAAACAGCAUAUCAAAUCGAUAUAACCUUCAAAAUACUAUCACAUUGACUAAUACUGCUUCUCAACUACAAUGGACAAAAUCACUUGAUUUUAUAUGUUCAACCGAACAAUGUAAUAGUCCAAUAAUAUUAAAACGUUUAUUAAAAUCAUUAAAAUCUGAUGAUAGUUUCAAUACACUUUCUCAAAUUCUUGAAAUAAAUAAUCAAUUUCAUGGUAGUUUAUGUAAUUUCUUUGCAAAUAGUAGUAUGUCAUGUGAAACUGAAAUGGAUCAAAAUACUUGUAAACAAUGUGCAACUCAAGAAUAUAUUGAAUCGAAACCAGUAGAAGUAUGUUCAAAUUGUGUUAUGGAUGAUAUUAUUGAAAAUUUUAUUACACGUCAAGUGAAAUUUUUUAUGAAUAAUCGUGAACGACAUGAUAUGUGGAUGAUUGAAUGUCAACAAAGAGGUUGCAAUGCAAUAGAAACAGGCGAUUUAAUACGACAGAAAAGUGAUAUUCAAUUUGAUUUUGAUCUUUUUCUAAACAAGGGCAAUAAUAAAUUCAGAGAUAUUUCAUCAAUUUGUCUUCUAUUUUCGAUUUUUAUGAAAAUCUUUUAUUUGUAA
Molecule: messenger RNA, 834 nt
Organism: Adineta steineri
Lineage: Eukaryota; Metazoa; Rotifera; Eurotatoria; Adinetida; Adinetidae
Source: the annotation of a GenBank genome assembly